AUGUUUCGUCCCUACGAGUACGGCUGCGCUCGCUACAAACCAACUCUUCGGGUACUUUUUCAAAUUCAUAUUGUUGUAUAAAAAUGAUUGAAUUAGAAUAAAAUUGAUCGACGAUUAAGCUUGUUUGCGUAGUCAUAUCGACGUUGCUGCUCUUCGCAGAAUGCUACUUAUCUGCCUACGACUACAUCGUUUUUCGAGAAACUGGAAAUCCUGUCAGCGCAGUUCUUUCAGGUAUCAAGAGCAAUCAGAUAAAAGCAUACAAGCUGUUCAACGAUAGUCUCAAAAAUCUUUCAGAGAUACAUGGACUAUUUUUCUGGGAUUUAGUUUCAGUAUAAGCUAUUUUUCAGGGACUUUUGCAUUGCAUGGAAUUCUGACUCUACUCUACAUCUUGGGCGCGGUUCGAGGCAUCGGAUCCUUCAUGAUGCCUUGGCUCACCGCUCAGCUUAUUUUCGUCACAAAUUUACCUUAUUUUCGUCAUCGUUUGGUGGAUUGUCACGAUCCUUUCAUUUUUUGAAAUAAUUCGGUACGACGCCUACACCGUCGAAAGUAAGUCCAAUCUUUUAAGCUUCCUUUUUCGUCACUAGUCAAUUUCUUUAUCAUCAUGCAACAUUUUGAAUAUCUCAACUUAUAGCAAGUCUUUCGAACGGCGAAUUCUUCGUACUGGCAGGCAGUUUCCUGACUUUGUUGUUUGCUGCCACGGCAAAGCUUUCGAUUCUUCUCUACAAAGGAUACGUCGACGUCGAAGCUCAGAAAUUCGUUCACCUGCGGAUAAGCGAGGCUGUAGAACGGAAAAUUUCAUUUCCCUACCCUAAGCCGACAUAUGUUUGA
This is a messenger RNA of Caenorhabditis auriculariae, 828 nucleotides long. Lineage: Eukaryota; Metazoa; Nematoda; Chromadorea; Rhabditida; Rhabditidae. The record is from the annotation of a GenBank genome assembly.